GUGUAAAGUUUUCACACACCGAGUCUCAGACUCAUUCGCCCAGCAAAAUGAACUCUCGGCUCCUGAAGAGGUGUAGAUAUUUUUGGUUUCUGCUCGCAGGAAUCUGUGCUCAGCGGACAACAUCCCUUGUUCCUUCCAACACUGGCGCGGUGAGCAUUCGGCUGGCGGGCGGAGGCGGUAACUGCUCGGGGAGGGUGGAGGUGUACCGCGGCGGGGCGUGGGGGACGGUGUGCGACGACGGCUGGGACCUCAGGGAGGCCGGGGUGGCGUGUCGGGAGCUGGGCUGCGGCCCGGCCCUCAGCGCCCCCGGGAGGGCCCGGUUUGGGCCGGGCGCGGGGAUGCCCAUCCUGCUGGACAACGUGCGGUGCUGCGGGACGGAGCGGUCCUUAGCGGACUGCGCCUCCCUGCCCGUGGGACGCCACAACUGCGGGCACCAGGAGGACGCGGGCGUGGUCUGCGGAGAACCUGCAGCUUCAGCAUCCUCUGGCCCCAGUCUCCGUUUGGUCGGCGGGCCCAAUGAGUGCUCUGGGCGGGUGGAGGUGAACUACGCAGGGCAGUGGGGCACGGUGUGUGACGACAGGUGGGACCUGGCCGACGCCCAGGUGGUCUGCAGGGAGCUGGGCUGUGGGGAUGCAUUGAGUGCUCCUGGGGAAGCCUGGUUCGGCCAGGGUGCCGGUCCAAUUACCCUGGACGACGUGGACUGCAGCGGCCAGGAGGGGGCGCUACAGGAGUGCCAUUGGAGAGGGCCAGGAGAACACAACUGCGCACACUUUGAGGACGCGGGUGUGGUCUGUGCUGGCACCACUUCCAGGAACCAGAAUACGUUGUCUGGAGUUUCCAACAACAGCUCCUUCUCACUGCGCUUGGUUGAUGGGCCUGACCGCUGCUCUGGAAGGGUGGAGGUGUACUACGCAGGACAGUGGGGGACAGUGUGUGAUGACGAGUGGGAUCUAAAUGAUGCCCGCGUGGUCUGCAGACAGCUAGAUUGUGGGACGCCAGUAAACUUUUUUGGAUGGGCCUGGUUUGGAGAAGGUAGUGGCCCGAUCACUCUGGAUGACCUCAGGUGCGCUGGUUCUGAAGGGUCUCUGGACCAGUGUAGCCACAGUGGGUUUGGGAUCCACAACUGCGGACACCAUGAAGAUGCCGGGGUCACCUGCUCUGACAGCUCCUUCUCACUGCGCUUGGUUGAUGGGCCUGACCGCUGCUCUGGAAGGGUGGAGGUGUACUACGCAGGACAGUGGGGGACAGUGUGUGAUGACGGGUGGGAUCUAAGUGAUGCCCACGUGGUCUGCAGACAGCUAGAUUGUGGGGAGGCAGUAGAUGCUCCUGGAACAGCCCAUUUUGGAGAAGGUAGCGGCCAAAUCACGCUGGAUGACCUGGGAUGUUCUGGUACUGAAGUGUCUCUGGACCUGUGUAGCCACAGUGGGUUGGGGAUCCACAACUGCAGACACCAUGAAGAUGCUGGGGUCACCUGCUCUGGCAGCUCUACCACAUCCAACAACAGUUCCUUCUCACUGCGCUUGGUUGAUGGCCCUGACGGCUGCUCUGGAAGGGUGGAGGUGUACUACGCAGGACAGUGGGGGACAGUGUGUGAUGAUGGGUGGGAUCUAAAUGAUGCCCACGUGGUCUGCAGACAGCUAGAUUGUGGGGAGGCAGUAGGUGCUCCUGGAAUAGCCCAUUUUGGGCAAGGUACCGGCCAAAUCACGCUGGAUGACCUGGGAUGUUCUGGUACAGAAGGGUCUCUGCACCAGUGUAGCCACCGUGGAUUUGGGAUGCACAACUGCGGACACCAUGAAGAUGCCGGAGUCACCUGCUCUGGCAGCUCUACCACAUCCAACAACAGCUCCUUCUCACUGCGCUUGGUUGAUGGCCCUGACCGCUGCUCUGGAAGGGUGGAGGUGUACUACGCAGGACAGUGGGGGACAGUGUGUGAUGACGGGUGGGAUCUAAGUGAUGCCCACGUGGUCUGCAGACAGCUGGAUUGUGGGGAGGCAGUAGAUGCUCCUGGAAUAGCCCAUUUUGGGCAAGGUGGUGGCCAAAUCACGCUGGAUGACCUGGGAUGUUCUGGUACUGAAGAGUCUCUGCACCAGUGUAGCCACAGUGGGUUGGGGAUCCACAACUGCGGACACCAUGAAGAUGCCGGAGUCACCUGCUCUGGCAGCUCUACCACAUCCAACAACAGCUCCUUCUCACUGCGCUUGGUUGAUGGCCCUGACCGCUGCUCUGGAAGGGUGGAGGUGUACUACGCAGGACAGUGGGGGACAGUGUGUGAUGACGGGUGGGAUCUAAGUGAUGCCCACGUGGUCUGCAGACAGCUGGAUUGUGGGGAGGCAGUAGAUGCUCCUGGAACAGCCCAUUUUGGGCAAGGUGGUGGCCAAAUCACGCUGGAUGACCUGGGAUGUUCUGGUACUGAAGAGUCUCUGCACCAGUGUAGCCACAGUGGGUUGGGGAUCCACAACUGCGGACACCAUGAAGAUGCCGGAGUCACCUGCUCUGGCAGCUCUACCUCAUCUAACAACGGCUCCUUCUCACUGCGCUUGGUUGAUGGCCCUGACCGCUGCUCUGGAAGGGUGGAGGUGUACUACGCAGGACAGUGGGGGACAGUGUGUGAUGACGGGUGGGAUCUAAGUGAUGCCCGCGUGGUCUGCAGACAGCUAGAUUGUGGGGAGGCAGUAGAUGCUCCUGGAAUAGCCCAUUUUGGGCAAGGUAGCGGCCAAAUCACACUGGAUGACCUGGGAUGUUCUGGUACAGAAGGGUCUCUGCACCAGUGUAGCCACAGUGGGUUGGGGAUCCACAACUGCGGACACCAUGAAGAUGCUGGGGUCACCUGCUCUGACAGCUCAGCCAACAAUCAAUCUACAGCAUCUUCCUCCUCUAACAACAGCUCCUUCUCACUGCGCUUGGUUGAUGGCCCUGACCGCUGCUCUGGAAGGGUGGAGGUGUACUACGCAGGACAGUGGGGGACAGUGUGUGAUGACGGGUGGGAUCUAAGUGAUGCCCACGUGGUCUGCAGACAGCUAGAUUGUGGGGAGGCAGUAGAUGCUCCUGGAACAGCCCAUUUUGGGGCAGGUAGCGGCCAAAUCACACUGGAUGACCUGGGAUGUUCUGGUACUGAAGAGUCUCUGGACCUGUGUAGCCACAGUGGGUUGGGGAUCCACAACUGCGGACACCAUGAAGAUGCCGGAGUCACCUGCUCUGACAGUUCAGUCAACAAUCAAUCUACAGCAUCUUCCUCAUCUAACAACAGCUCCUUCUCACUGCGCUUGGUUGAUGGGCCUGACCGCUGCUCUGGAAGGGUGGAGGUGUACUACGCAGGACAGUGGGGGACAGUGUGUGAUGACGGGUGGGAUCUAAGUGAUGCCAACGUGGUCUGCAGACAGCUAGAUUGUGGGGAGGCAGUAGAUGCUCCUGGAACAGCCCAUUUUGGGCCAGGUAGCGGCCAAAUCACACUGGAUGACCUGGGAUGUUCUGGUACUGAAGUGUCUCUGGACCAGUGUAGCCACAGUGGGUUGGGGAUCCACAACUGCGGACACCAUGAAGAUGCUGGAGUCACCUGCUCUGACAGUUCAGUCAACAAUCAAUCUACAGCAUCUUCCUCAUCUAACAACAGCUCCUUCUCACUGCGCUUGGUUGAUGGGCCUGACCGCUGCUCUGGAAGGGUGGAGGUGUACUACGCAGGACAGUGGGGGACAGUGUGUGAUGACGGGUGGGAUCUAAGUGAUGCCAACGUGGUCUGCAGACAGCUAGAUUGUGGGGAGGCAGUAGAUGCUCCUGGAACAGCUCAUUUUGGGCCAGGUAGCGGCCAAAUCACACUGGAUGACCUGGGAUGUUCUGGUACUGAAGAGUCUCUGGACCAGUGUAGCCACAGUGGGUUGGGGAUCCACAACUGCGGACACCAUGAAGAUGCUGGAGUCACCUGCUCUGAGCGUUCAGUCAACUAUCAAUCUACAGCGUCUCCCUCAUCCAACAACAGCUCCUUCUCACUGCGCUUGGUUGAUGGCCCUGACCGCUGCUCUGGAAGGGUGGAGGUGUACUACGCAGGACAGUGGGGGACAGUGUGUGAUGACUGGUGGGAACUAAAUGAUGCCCACGUGGUCUGCAGACAGCUAGAUUGUGGGGAGGCAGUAGAUGCUCCUGGAACAGCUCAUUUUGGGCCAGGUAGCGGCCAAAUCACACUGGAUGACCUGGGAUGUUCUGGUACUGAAGAGUCUCUGGACCAGUGUAGCCACAGUGGGUUGGGGAUCCACAACUGCGGACACCAUGAAGAUGCUGGAGUCACCUGCUCUGACAGUUCAGUCAACAAUCAAUCUACAGCAUCUUCCUCAUCUAACAACAGCUCCUUCUCACUGCGCUUGGUUGAUGGCCCUGACCGCUGCUCUGGAAGGGUGGAGGUGUACUACGCAGGACAGUGGGGGACAGUGUGUGAUGACGGGUGGGAUCUAAGUGAUGCCCACGUGGUCUGCAGACAGCUAGAUUGUGGGGAGGCAGUAGAUGCUCCUGGAAUAGCCCAUUUUGGGCAAGGUAGCGGCCAAAUCACGCUGGAUGACCUGGGAUGUUCUGGUACUGAAGAGUCUCUGGACCAGUGUAGCCACAGUGGGUUGGGGAUCCACAACUGCGCUCAUUCUGAAGAUGCUGGAGUCACCUGCUCUGACAGUUCAGCCAACUAUCAAUCUACAGCAUCUCCCUCAUCCAACAACAGCUCCUUCUCACUGCGCUUGGUUGAUGGCCCUGACCGCUGCUCUGGAAGGGUGGAGGUGUACUACGCAGGACAGUGGGGGACAGUGUGUGAUGACGGGUGGGAUCUAAGUGAUGCCCACGUGGUCUGCAGACAGCUAGAUUGUGGGGAGGCAGUAGAUGCUCCUGGAACAGCCCAUUUUGGAGAAGGUAGCGGCCAAAUCACGCUGGAUGACCUGGGAUGUUCUGGUACUGAAGAGUCUCUGGACCAGUGUAGCCACAGUGGGUUGGGGAUCCACAACUGCGCUCAUUCUGAAGAUGCUGGAGUCACCUGCUCUGACAGUUCAGUCAACUAUCAAUCUACAGCAUCUCCCUCAUCCAACAACAGCUCCUUCUCACUGCGCAUGGUUGAUGGGCCUGACCGCUGCUCUGGAAGGGUGGAGGUGUACUACGCAGGACAGUGGGGGACAGUGUGUGAUGACGGGUGGGAUCUAAGUGAUGCCCACGUGGUCUGCAGACAGAUAGAUUGUGGGGAGGCAGUAGAGGCUCCUGGAUCCGCCCAUUUUGGGGAAGGUACCGGCCAAAUCACGCUGGAUGACCUGGGAUGUUCUGGUACUGAAGAGUCUCUGGACCAGUGUAGCCACAGUGGGUUGGGGAUCCACAACUGCGGACACCAUGAAGAUGCUGGAGUCACCUGCUCUGGUUCCGUCUCGGGAGGUGCAUAACAGGACUGCGAUAUCUGAGCACGCCUGUUCAUCCUGCCCACCUGUGGAAACCUUGCACAUUUUUAACCCACCCAAAGGAUCAAAUCUCCCUCCUUUUUCACUUUUUUGCCCGACCUCCUGUUCCAAUGUCCUGCCUGCGUGUGCACUGGGGUCAUCUGCGGUUCAUUAUUUGCUGGGUGUUAAUCUGUCAGUGACAGGAGUGAAACAUAGUGCCUCGUUUGAGUGUUAGGGGGUGGUGCUUUAGAGAGCUGGGAGGUGUCUGUGAAAAUAAAUAGAUUUGCAAGCUUUAA
Messenger RNA from Anguilla rostrata (American eel), 5689 nucleotides. Its product is annotated as deleted in malignant brain tumors 1 protein-like. The coding region runs from base 48 to 5399 and encodes 1783 amino acids. Gene Ontology annotation, molecular function: serine-type endopeptidase activity. The record is from RefSeq and is a predicted model, not a curated record. Gene Ontology annotation, biological process: zymogen activation. The transcript has 31 exons. NCBI's taxonomy places the organism in Eukaryota, Metazoa, Chordata, Actinopteri, Anguilliformes, Anguillidae. Gene Ontology annotation, cellular component: plasma membrane.